AUGAAAGCAGAUUUGGAGGUCCAGCUGGUGCAGAAGAAGUUGAAGUGCUUCCAUGGCGAGGACGCAGAGUGCCCUGUAAAGAUCACUGGUGCUCACAGCUUUGGAUCGUUGAUCAAGGCAUAUGGUUUCGUCAAGGAUGUAGCUGGUGCAUGGAAUUGCUGGCGAGAGAUGUCCAUGCAACACCUCAAGCCCACGAACAUCACACUUGGGUGCAUGGUUGAGGCUGUCGCCAGCAAUGGAGAUGUGGAUGGUGCUCACGAACUCAUCCAAAGGCUCCUUGAAGAUAAGGAGACCAAGACCCAGGUGAAUGCGGUAAUCUACGGCUCCAUCCUGAAAGGCUUUAGUCGCAAGAAGCGAAUGGAUCGUGUCUGGGAUGCCUUCAAUGAGAUGAAGAUCCACGGCAUCACUCCAACUCUCAUGACUUUUAACGCCAUCAUGGACGGCUGUGUAAGAAAUGAAGAGAUGAGCAAGGUAACAGAACUUGUGCAAGAAAUGCGGCAGUACGGUCUGGAGCCAAAUCUAAUCACACACAGCACCAUGAUCAAGGGCUUCUGUGCAAGCGGCGACAUGCAGUCCGCAUUUGCCAUCUUUGAGCAGCUUCAGAAGGGACCUGAAAGCCCUGAUGAGGUCGUGUACAACACUCUUUUGGAUGGGUGCCUCAAGGCUGGCAUGGCUGAUGAAGGAGAACAGCUCUUGGAGGCCAUGAUGGCACAAGGAUUGCCGCCGAGCAUCUACACCUUGAGCGUGGUGGUGAAGCUGCUGGCCAAUGCCAAAAGAUUGGACAAGGCAUUCAGGUUGGCGGAGACAGCGUCUGCGCGUUUCCGGUUUCGCUUGGGGGCACAGCUGCAAACAGCUCUUCUGCAGGCCUGCAUCUCUUGCCGAGCGUUUGAGCGUGGUGCCCGGUUCUACUUGAAAACACACAAGGACCGAUUGUCUGCGGACAAAAAGUGA
Messenger RNA from Durusdinium trenchii, 951 nucleotides. Lineage: Eukaryota; Dinophyceae; Suessiales; Symbiodiniaceae. The record is from the annotation of a GenBank genome assembly.